Messenger RNA from Amoebophrya sp. A120, 1670 nucleotides. Lineage: Eukaryota; Dinophyceae; Syndiniales; Amoebophryaceae. The record is from the annotation of a GenBank genome assembly.
AUGACACCUUGCGAGUAUUGGCUCCCGUUGGUCAGCGCAUUGCGCUCCCGAUGCAAGCUGAUUCCGCAGAAUGGUGAGCGAACGCGAAGUCACGAAGAGGACCAACAGCACUCACGCAGAUUCAACUGGCCGACUAAGAAGGUCUUCAUUCGAAGCAACUCAACAUAUUGUGAAGAUACAACAUCGCACAGCAAGUUAGCAGCAGCGGCUCGAACCUACGGCCUGCCGACCUCCCGAUAUUUGAUCCAGAAACGCUCCUACGCAGUCGAAUUCGAUUCUCGCACACGAAACCCGGUUUACGUGGUGGAAUACUUGACGCGAGACAACCUGCGCAAUGUCCAGGUUCAACGCACGUCGUUUGGAGGAGCAGGGAAUAAAUCCGCGAAGGCCUUACCUGCGGAUGAAAGCCAAGUCGUGAAUCAGGAACGACAAGAUGCCGUGUCUGAUUUUUCAGCGUCAGCAGGGCUGAGAAGCGUCAACAAAGAAACCGGCGAACAAAUACCGAGCGGCCAGAACGUCCUUCUCCGCGACCAUUUUCAGGAGGAGGAGAAAAUAUCGGAAAAAAUGCGCAACAAGCUCUCCCACUUCUACCGCAGCGGUUACGACCGGGGGCACCUCGCCGCGGCGCGGAACCAUCGGCACGACGCUGAAGCUUUUUCCGAAACCUUCAGCCUGGCUAACAUCAGCCCGCAGGUUGGUCGCGGCUUCAACCGUGGCUACUGGGCGGGUUUGGAGCGGUUCGUAGCGGAAGCAGUUUUGUUCGGGGCGGCAAAAGCAGCAGAUGGUGCAGGCAAUAAGAUCGUGGAUGAACUUCUUAUUGACGAGGCAAUCGUGAUAACUGGUCCGUUGUUCCUGCCACAGGAGGUUGUGGGACGGAAAGCAAAAGAUCAGGAGACCGAAGCGGAGCCUCUGGCUGCUCCCAAGACCACUCCUCACAGACUUCGCGUCGAGUACCCCGCUCUUGGACAAGUUCCUAAUCUCGUCAGCGUACCGACGCAUUACUUCAAGAUCGUUUUUGCGAAAGACCGCUUUUUGGCUUGUUUCCUGCUCCCAAACUGCGAAAUCGAACCCGAGAUCCCGCUGCUGUUCUUCUUGCGCUCCUUGGACGAGUUAGAGGAACUAAGCGGCGUUGAAUUUUUUCCGAAAAUGAGCCCCGCGGAGCGGAAAGCACUGGACAAGAUGGAGUUGGAGGUCCUGAAGCUGGUGCGUACGAAAUUGGCGAUUCUACCUUCGGCAGAGGUCACAGAGGUGCAGAAAACGGAAAAAGAUUUCAGCACAUCAAGAAGAAAGGAGAAAGACGGAAAAAAUGCAAUAAGGGAACAAGAAAAUGGAGAAACAUCCACAGGCGUGCUUUCCACAGUAUUUCGAGACAUUCGGAGGAUGCUGUUCAGCCAGGCGGAUUCCGAUUCUGUUUCUGGGGCUAAAGCGAGUGUAGAAGAAAGAAAAACAGUGGUGAAAUUUUCAGAAGGCCUCGCUGCGGCUGACAAAAAAAUGGAAGAUAUUGGAUCGAAUUUGCUUCCUGCAACACAUGGCAAGUUUCGACAUCUGUGUGAAGUUGUGCGAUGUCGCAUUCGAACGCAAAAGCCUCCGACUACUAGUCCAGCUUCAGUCGAUUCUGCAGCGGGUCUUGUUGCUGCGAGCGCUUAAGCAUUUUUAACGUCUUUGAAAAU